Messenger RNA from Tarenaya hassleriana, 1264 nucleotides. RefSeq names its product probable polygalacturonase At3g15720. Gene Ontology annotation, biological process: carbohydrate metabolic process. The transcript has 10 exons. Bases 1 to 1209 code for a protein of 402 amino acids. NCBI's taxonomy places the organism in Eukaryota, Viridiplantae, Streptophyta, Magnoliopsida, Brassicales, Cleomaceae. The record is from RefSeq and is a predicted model, not a curated record. Gene Ontology annotation, molecular function: polygalacturonase activity.
AUGUGGGAAAGGCUGCGUUAUGCGGUACUUGUGGUCACUUGCGUUGCCUUUGGCUUUGCAAACUGCCAAAAUUUCAACGUGCUUAGUUUUGGAGCUAAGGGUGAUGGUGUAACCGAUGAUUCUGAGGCGUUUUUGAAAGCAUGGAACGCUGCGUGCGGUGGCGGCGGUAACGAGCAAACCCUCCUAAUACCUUCGGACAAUACAUUCUUACUUCAACCACUUGUGUUCCAAGGCCCUUGCAGAUCUCCGUACAUGCAAGUCCAGUUCAGUGGUAACAUCGUUGCUCCGAAUGACAAAGGGGAAUGGUCGUCAUGUUCAUCCAAUAGGUGGAUAGGUUUCUCUUGGGUGUCCGGACUCACCGUCGUUGGAUCUAAAACCAGGAGGAUCGACGGUCGUGGUUCCUCCUUCUGGAACAACCCUAACCAGGGGAAUUUAGGAGGAUGCGAUUGGCCUACGUCAUUGCAUUUUCAAUCGUGUAACAACCUGAAUAUAAGCGGAAUGACAUCGGCCAACAGUCCAAGAAAUCAUAUAUCCAUAAGUGGGUGCGAGCAGGUGACGAUAUCGGAUGUAAACCUGCUUGCGCCGGAGGACAGUCCAAACACUGAUGGCAUCGAUAUCUCUGCGUCAUCUUAUAUCAACAUCGUCAACUCUUACAUCGGAACUGGGGAUGAUUGCAUUGCUAUAAAUACUGGAUGUGCCAAUAUCAAUAUUACAGGAGUGAAUUGCGGCCCUGGUCAUGGAAUAAGCGUGGGAAGCCUGGGAGCCAAAGGAUUCAAAGAGACCGUAGAAAAUGUUCAGGUAGUGGAUUGUACCUUCAACAGGACCACCAAUGGAGCUAGGAUCAAGACUUGGCCGGGGGGACAAGGAUAUGCGAGGAACAUUCAUUUCAAGCGCAUAACAGUAAUAAAUGCAAGAAAUCCAAUUAUUAUUGACCAAUAUUAUACCAAUGAUAACCAAAGUGGACAGGCUUCUGAAGGGAAUUCAGCAGUAGCAAUAAGCCAUGUGAAGUUCAUAGAUUUUGAAGGAACGACGUCGGAUGAAGAAGCUAUAAAAUUUAACUGCAGUAAAAUCACUCGUUGCAGUGAUAUCACGGUGGAAAAAGUCCAAAUUACUACAGCUGAUGGGAAACUACCCACAGCCACGUGUCAAAACGUGAAUGGAACAAGUCUAGGCAGUGUUCCUCUUGUCCCUUGUCUAUCCGAAUUAUAAAUUGAAUUAAAUUUUUUGACACUUCAUCAAAUAAAUAGAUAGAUAAUUCCCGAUU